Plectropomus leopardus (leopard coralgrouper) is the source of this 2112-nucleotide messenger RNA. The record is from RefSeq and is a predicted model, not a curated record. Lineage: Eukaryota; Metazoa; Chordata; Actinopteri; Perciformes; Serranidae.
AUGAGGUCACACUCAGACAGCACACACUGUGGCUACAUUCUCCCCCCGCUGGUGGUCAGUGCCAGUGACACGAUAUCUGUCAGCUUCCAGUCAGACAGUCGCCUCACAGACCGAGGAUUCUCUGCCAGGUGGGAAGCUGUGUAUCCUGAGGAUAUUGCAGAAAUCCAGGGCUGUGGCAUUUCCUCCAAAGAGGAAACAGGAGUUAUUAAGUCCCAGAACUGGCCCAUGAACUACAGAGCUAACAGCGAGUGCAUGUGGAACAUCGCUGUGCCUUUGGGGAAAAAAAUCACGCUGAAGUUCACCCACUUUGACCUAGAAGCCAAAGAUUUCCUGACGUCCAAAUGCUAUGAUAACAUAAUAGUGUAUGACAUCAAUGGUUUGACUAAUGCACUGCUUCAAAAGCACGGUCCAUUUUGUGGGACUAAGCUGCCUCCUACCAUCAAGACAAGCAACAGACUGGUGAUCCGUUUCCAUUCAGACCUGUUUACUGAGGCUAAAGGCUUCCGGGCCUACUGGACAACAGACCCCAGUUUGCCUGCUCCCACUGAGCCGCCUGCUCCACCCAACCCCUGGGAUAACAUCACCAUAGACUGGCCCAAUGACUGUGGGAAACCAGCCAUCCAUCCUGUUGUUGUGUCACGCAUUGUGAACGGAGAGGAGGAGCCACACUCCUGGCCCUGGCAGGUGUCCAUGCAGGUCUGGCCAGCCAGUCGUCCAGAGCCCACAUUCUUCCACACCUGUGGUGGUACUCUAAUUCACAAGAACUGGGUACUUACAGCAGCCCACUGCUUCAUAAACUAUGCUGAUGAGCUGCAGCGCUGGCGCAUGUGCCUCGGCAAACACAACCUGACUUACACAGAGCCGAGUGAGCACUGCUUCAAUGUGACUGGUAUCUAUCGCCAUGAGGGCUUCAAGUAUCCCACAGUGCCCACAGUGGAGUUUGACAUUGCUCUGGUCAGGUUGGACGGGGAGGUGAUACCCAGUGAUGAGAUCUCAUACGCCUGCCUUCCCUCUGAGGAGGAAGUCCUGCCUGGGGGAAAGAAGUGCUACGCCACCGGCUGGGGAGACGAGACCGGUGAUUCACUAAAUGCUAAAGUUGCAGAGAAGCUAAACCAGGUCGCCCUGCCUGUUGUGCCGCAUGACACCUGCAAGAGGAUGGAUUACUGGUGGUUUCAGGUCAAGACCUCCAUGAUCUGCUGUGGUUACACCCUGCCUGAUGAGCUCAAGUCCGUCUGUCAGGGAGAUUCAGGUGGUCCGCUGGUGUGCCAGGACACCCCCACUGGUCCUUGGGAAGUUCAUGGUAUAACCAGCUUCGGCCCUAUUGGAUGUAUUAUGAAUAAGAAGCCCUCUGUGUUCACCCGCUCCUCUGCCUACAUCCCCUGGAUCCAAAAUGUCAUCCGCAGAGACAUGUACAACAAGCACACAUCUGGCUGUGGUGGGCCAAAGGACAUGACUGGUUCAGCAGGCAUCCUGUCCUCCAUGGGUUACCCUGGCAGCUACAACAACAAAGCUCGCUGCCAGUGGAACAUCCGGGUGCCCCCUGGCAAACUGGUCCACCUCCAUUUCCACAGUUUCUCCCUGGAGGAGAGUCAGAUGUGCUUAAAUGACAAAGUCAGCCUCAGAGACAGAGCAGGAAGUUUAGGCACACACUGCAGCCAUGUUCCCCCUAAAGACCUGGUGAGUGACGGAGACACGCUUCACAUCAGCUUCUCCUCCAAUGACAAGGUGGUGGACACGGGCUUCACUGCCUCCUGGAUGGCAGUGGACCCUUCAGAGGUUCCUUGUGGAGGGAGCUUCAGCAGGAAUCAGGGUGAAAUCAUCUCUCCUAACUGGCCCAGUGAUUACCAAGCCCAGUCUGUGUGCACGUGGCGUAUCACCAUUCCCUCAGCAAAAAGUGUCCAUGUGGCCUUCACUCACUUUGAGCUGCAAGCUGAAAACGUGUUGGGAAGAUGUGUCGACUAUGUGGAGAUCUUUAAUGGAGAAAGCAUGACAUCACUAGGUAAAUUCUGCGGCUUCACCCUUCCAUCCAAGAUGACCAUCCACAGCAGCACAGUUGUCAUUCGCUUCCUUAGUAACGGAGCUGAUCAACAGAAAGGUUUCCGUGGUUACUGA